Messenger RNA from Dendronephthya gigantea, 4017 nucleotides. RefSeq lists its product as uncharacterized. Lineage: Eukaryota; Metazoa; Cnidaria; Anthozoa; Malacalcyonacea; Nephtheidae. Gene Ontology annotation, cellular component: cell surface. Bases 147 to 3650 code for a protein of 1167 amino acids. Gene Ontology annotation, biological process: cell-matrix adhesion. The record is from RefSeq and is a predicted model, not a curated record. The transcript is spliced from 21 exons.
UUCAAAGUUUAGUUCAAUAAUAGGCUUUGGCUUUCCAGUCUUUCACUUAUCGAGUCAGCGUUGGUUCCUGUCGUCUGGGAAGACGCUUUAUCGCUUUUAAAAGAUAAUCAAUAUUCCAAAAAGACGCCAUAGCUUUGUAGUAUAAUAUGACGUCUUUAUCGACCUUCAUGGUUGCUGCUUUGAUCUGUAUAGUUGGUUUAUUGCUUGGACCAGCACAAUUCACAGAUGGUGACUCAGCGGAAUCUUGUUGCUUCAGGAAGAACGUUCCUAACAAAUGCCACUUCCUUUGUGGUUACGGCAGUGCUGGAUUUUUCGAACGAUUUAAAUGCAGAGCCAAAUAUUAUGCGGUUAUCAAGACGUGUGAAGCGAAAGACGCCAUAGACUAUGUCAAAAUGUUUGGCCGAAAGCUGACUGAAUCAGUUGCACGAGGUUUUGAAGCUUUGAAGGAUUCUAUAAAAGCAAAACUAAAAACUGCCAUAGGUUUCCUUGAACUGACGGUGGACGAAUUAUUGGAAAUCCCACAGGACGUACUUGGUUCCUUACAGGAAGGUUUAGAACAUAUGACCACAGGCCAGCUAACAGGAAUUACUGAUCGACUCAAGUACUUUACGAAGCAAAAUCUUCAUAAUAUCCUAACGAAAAUUCCAACAAAAACGUUUAAAGAGUCUCUUGUUCAAUUAAAUCUGGAUGCCGAUUUCGACCACGAUCAACUUCGCGAGUUUGCCCUGGCAGGGCUGCGCACGUUUGGAGAACAUCUUAGCGACUGGACCAAAGAGGCCUUCGAUGAAAUGGAUAAAUUACUUGCAGGAUUGGAAACUUCCGAAAUAAUAGAAAUCGCCGGCGCAGCACUUCGCCAGAGCAAAAACAUUCUCUGUGAUGUUCCUUUUAACGGUGACCAAAAACGCGCGUUUCUCGUUCCGGCGAAGAAAGCAUUUGGUGAAAUUUCCGGCUGGGAUGAUGCGACCGUCCAGAAAAUAUGUUCAGUUCUCGAGAUUAUUCCUCCCACUCAGAUGUUGAAAAUUUCUGCAAAAGUGGUUGGCCGGACUGUAAAAGUUUUCUCUGACAACAAGUACUUUGUUCCGCAAACGAGAGCUCUUGUAUCCAAAAUAAAAGAGGCCUGGGGCAAGGUAGACUCGUGGGAUGACGUGAAACUGGAAGACCUUGGCCAACUGAUAAAAGGACUUGAAAAGAAGGAUAUUUCUAUGUUAAUUGACAACACCGUUAAGGGAGCGUUAAACGCAAUUGGCAAGAUCCAUUGGGAUGAAGGAAAAGCCCGUGAAUGGGUGAAGAGGGUUAAGGCAAUCUUGGGAAAUCCUGAUAAGUGGUCAGUUGCAAAUUUGAAGGGACUCGGUCAUGCCACAGUAGCUUUGUUGCCAUCGGAAUUACAGAAAAUUGGGAAUACAACGUUACACAAAGCUUUGAAAUACCUUAAAGAUGUGGAAGUGCAUGUGGAUCAGGCGCAAAUUAUUGUCCAGAAGAUCAAAGCAAUAAAAAAGCUUGAGGAUAUUAAAAGCGACGACUUGAUCGCAAUGCAAAAAGUCUUAGAUGGUUUUCUGUCUUCUGAUAUCGGUCGAUUAUCUUCACUCGUCGUCACAGCUGCUUUCCCGGAAAUAAUAAUUGUAAAGAAAGUCGCCAAGUACCGCCGCCUGUGCCGUGCUGUUGCAAGAGCUUUCAUUCGGAAGUAUAAGGAAAAUCCUAGCGCAAAUCAAAUCGGGAUCUUGAAGAGUUUCGCAACAGCUUUAACCAGAGUGGAACUAAAUGAAACGGACAUAAAAAAUGUUGUUGGUGAUUUGGAACGGCUUGGUGUAAUCGACUGGGAUGUGACCCAGACGUUGGAGUUAAUGCAGCGGAUCAAAAGAGAAUGGGGAGAAUUUAAUGAUACAGAUAACAAUGACGAGCCGGUAUGGGGUUUCCGGAACUUAAAGAAAUUAGGAAAAAUUGUUGUUGGAUUGGCGAAAGAGGAUUUGCGCGAGUUGUCAGUCAGAGGAAUUGAAGACGUCAUGGAGGUUCUUGGACAAAACACGGGAUGGAGUCGCGGACAGAUCGUCGCUGCCAUGAAGCGGGUGCGCGAAUAUUGGGAUGUUAAUAAUCUUCAUUUCUCAAAUUUAACUGAGACCGACAUAAAUGCACUGGGCGAAUUUGUGACGGGCCUAGCCCUGAAAGAAUUGGAACAGCUGCCAAAGAACGUUCUACACAUCGCUAUUAGAAGUCUUGGCGAGAAAUUCGAUAUUUCAGAAGAUAAAGUGCGUUCUCGGGCAUACCUUGCUAUUCAGCUUAUUAAGAAUGAAACUGGAACAGACAUUCUCAAUGGCGUACAAGUUGCAGAAUUAGGAAACUUACUAAAAGGGGUUAACCUCGCUGUUUUCAAACAAAUAACCAAAGAGGGUUUCCUCGACAAUUUGCAUCAAAUUACUCGCAUAAAGGGCAUGAGUGACGGUCGUCUGUGGCAGAUUGUAGAACUAGCGAAGAAGCAUUAUGAACAAAGCGAUGUGGGCAAGUGGUUAGCCUCUCAAUGGCGUGAUUUGGGUCCUGCAUUAAAGACACUACGCGCGAGUGAACUUCGUCGUAUCAGCAAGGACGCCUUUGAUGAAAUGGUUGAAGAACUUGGUGAUCUCGAUAUUUCGGUUGAGCAGGCACAAGCUUUGAUCCAGGCGGCUAAAGAACAUUGGAAACAAGGUGAUGUGGCCAAAUGGACAGGAGAACAAUUGCGAAAGCUUGGAUCUCUCGUGAAAGGCCUCGAUGCAGCGGAAAUUAAACGCCUAUCUGAAGAUCUAUUCAAGGAAGCGGUGGGCGUCUGGGGCGAACGUCUCGAUUUGACGGACGAAAAUCUCAAAGCCUUGGCGCAAAAAGCAAAAGAGGUCUUUGUUAAAUCGGAUGCAAAGAAGUUCGUCGCAGAGCAGUUGAAAAUGUUAGGACGAAUUGUUUUGGGUUUAACACCUGAAGAUUUGGAAAAGCUUGAAAUUAAUAAUAUAGACGUUGUUGCCGCCCUUGGAAAAUGGAAAGGCUGGAAUAAGGAACAGCUCGCCGAGCUGGGGCCUAAGAUCCAAGAGUUCCUAACAAAACAAAAUUGUGCCGAGUGCUACACGAGCCUGGGUUAUCUGGCUAAAGUCUUGAAACCUACGAAUAUCAGACUUCUAAGCAAGAAAGCUUUUGAGUUUUGUGUUAAACUGUUUGCGGAAAUUGACGACUUGUCGCAGGAACAGCUGGAUGCUUUGGCCGAGAAAGCCAAAUCAGUGUGGGGUUCAUCUAACCUGUGGGAAAAGGCUCAAGUCAGCGAACUCGGAAAUAUAAUUCGUGGUCUGAAAAAUAAGGAUAUCAAUAAGUUACAAACUUCGGUUGUUGACGCCAUUAAACCCAAAGUACUUCAAGAACUUGAUACAAAAAGCCUGCAGGCUUUUAGCCCCGAACAGUUCCGUUCAAUGGACUCAACUCAGGUAAAUAUGAUCAGCGAAGCAGCAAUUGGAUAUUUGAGUGCAGAGCAACGUAAAGCUGUUAAAGAUGUUAAGGAAGAUGACCCCGUUGAUCCAAAUCCCUGGCCCCAAGAAAGCUGCGCCGGCCCCGAAUGCGAAACUUCCUCUGGAUGUCACCAGCUGGCUGCAAACGUCCUUAUUCUUAUGGUUGCUUUGUUGAUAUACCUGACGAAAAACUAGUUCCAGGAAUACGGCAUGCACGCAAAUUUUUUACAUUGAUGUAACACGUACCAAAACAAUUUAACUAUAUAUAAACGCGGUAUUAAUCACAAUUCCCGAGACGUAUAUACACUAAUAAUAUGACGUAACAUGAUUUGAAGCAAGUUUUCCACUAGCGAUAUUUUUCGCGCAAAGCGAUUGCUUUUUUUGUCUUUGGUCAACUUUUUCUGGUUGCAGCUAAGUACUCUAAAAAGCAGAACAAAAGCAAAUUAUAGCAAGUGAAAAACCGGUAUUUGUAUUGGGGUUUAUAUUUGAUAUAUAAUGGGCGCCUUAAGUAACGUUUCUAUCCAUGCAUGGGUAUUUUAUUAUGAAUAUUUAUACCGGGAGA